This is a messenger RNA of Rhopilema esculentum, 6154 nucleotides long. The record is from RefSeq and is a predicted model, not a curated record. Lineage: Eukaryota; Metazoa; Cnidaria; Scyphozoa; Rhizostomeae; Rhizostomatidae.
CCUGCCUUAAGGUCCUGGAUCCUUGUUUUCCGGUAUGCCCCUUUUCUAGUAGGGUGAUCCCACACGUAUAUCCUUAGUAGGCUGUGGAUAUCAUAAGCCCUGUCCACACUACACAAACUAGCCCAGGUUCGCCCCAGGUUUUAGCUAACCCAGGUUAGAUUUUGCAGUGUGGACACAACUAACCUGGGUUCGCCCUGGGUUAGUUUAACCCAUCUCCAGAGGUGGGUUCGACCUAGGUCGAACCCAGGUUAGUGUUCUCAAUUUCUAGUGUGGACACAAAACCUGGGGCGAACCUGGGUUAGUUUUUUUAACGCAUGUGCAUAUUUGAAUAUGUUUUCAUUUUGCGCGCCGAAAAAUAAAAAUACGUUACAUGCAAACACCAGGCAAGAUAUAGAAACUUGCAAAAAAGAUCGUGGAUCACUAUGGAUCGCAAAGAAGUUCUCAGCUUCAUAAGUAUCUGGAGAGACGAAAAGAUUCAAAAACUGUUGGAUAACUGUACAAGGAAAAAACAUGUUUACGAAAAGAUGGCACAGCGCCUAGAAAAAGAAAGUGGCUACGAGCGAAACUACAUCCAGAUAAGUGAAAAAAACAACUAAAACAGUCUUAUAAGAAAGUUAAAGACAACUUGUCAGGAAGAGGGAGGAAAACAUUUGAGUAAACUGCGACUUUGGCAACUUCCAUCUUGAUUGUGUUUAUGGAAAAUUUGCUUUGUGUUGUUGUUUUGUUGUUGUUGUUGUAAUUUAACUACGCAUGCGUAGCGUCAGCUAACCUGGGUUCGCCCCGACUUUGUGUCCACAUUACAAAACAUGAAAAUCAAGUGUGGACAAAACAGGGUUCGCCCCAGGUUAAAUUUAAGACUCAUGCGAUGUUUGUACGCGUUUUCCCUUCCCAUCUCUGUCCCUUUGUACUCAAUUCUCCUCCUGCUUAUAUCCCGUUACAUACUUCAUUCUGCCUUCUCCUGUCUCACUUCUUCUCACACAGUCAUUCGAUUGUAUGACAGGUGUGUUUCAGUCUGAUUAUCGAGGUAAAAGACUGAGGCAGUUUUUUCCCUGGAAUCAAACACCGACCAUAAAAUUGCGUCAUUGCUCAGGCAAGACAAGGGCUGAUGCACCAAAAGCCCAACAUGUUUUUCCUGAGAUUAGGGUGUUCUUUAUCAUAACUAAGGGCCCGUCGCGAUGGAAUUAAUUUCCAUUAAAAAUUAUGCUUGAAUAGGCCGGGGGCGGAGUCAAAAAUCAACUUUUUGUACGGGGUUAUUUGAGUAUAUGUGCAAAGAUAAGAUGGGAGAUCAAAAAAUAAUUAGCCGUCGAGGAUUACUAUAAUUUUUGAAGGAUUAUUUGAUCUUUCGUUAGCUCAUGUCUCAGGUUCCUAUAGAUCUCCUUCCCCUGACAUUACACCCCUGGGCUUCAUAGACAAAGUGGGAUUCCACAUAUAGUAAGAAAAUAUGCUAUUAUAAACAAAUUUAGUGAAAUUUCAUACACUAAACAGUUUCACAACCGAAAAAAACUACUAAGCUUCAAAGCACUAAGGGAAAAAAUAGUUGUAUCCAUCAAGAAGAUUCUGAAAGUGAAAGGGUAAAUUGUCAGAGUGGAAAUUGAGCUAAAUAUCAUGAAAUUUUCAGAAUCUAUAUUAGAAAGUUUGAUGACACAACAUCAUAUUUUAAACUUUCCGCUGAUGAAUGGGAAUAUAUUACGUGCUUAAAUCUGACGAUUUUCCCAGAAAAUACUGGACACCUAAUUGAGAUUUGUAGACAAAUUCAAACUGCAAUCUUUUUGAUAAUUUUCAGUUUGAAAACUCGGUACUUCGAUAAUAUUAAAAUAUUCUUGCGUAAUUAUGGUAAUAGGGAAAUUUUCUUGAGGAAACACGGUAUUUGAUACCCCCAAAGACCCUAUAAAGGAGAACCUCGUUACAGAUGGCAAAUAAAUUCUUCUCCCACUGAUGUACAAAUUGUGAUUGUUUCUUCUUAUUCUCUUUUCGCGCAAUUUGGAAGCAUGAUCUUUACCCCCAUCUUGUUUGUAAUGCACCACGCACCAGAUCUCAAUUUUGGAAUUAUGACAGAUUGUUCAUAAGAUUGUGCUAGAUUUGAAAAAAUUAUGCAAGAUUUCAAAUCAAGGCAACCCUGCUCAAGAAAGAGAUAAUGUUCAAAGAUUUUUAAAAUAAUUUCAAAAUUAAAAAUGCUGAAUGAUGCAACAAAUUGAACGAUAACAGACAGUUUGAGAUGAAGGUAAGUGAAAACUUUUGUAACCUACAAAGCAAAUUUUGAUUACGGUAUCAAUCCCAAUAAUUAGCAAAAAUUUAGCUUUUUGUAUACUGCGUCAAGCUGGCUGCAUUUGGCUGCCAACCACAAAAUAUGUGAAUGCCAACUAUUCCAAACAACUUGCAGAGUCCUGAAGGUGGAAAGUCACAAUUUACUCCGAAAAUGAAACCACGGAUGCUGGUGUAAAGUAUUUUCUACCAACAGAUCUUCUUACCUAACUGUAACAAGAAAGUAGGUUUUGCUUGUAAUAUGUCUACUCCAAAAGUUAAAUAAUACAGACUACCAGUGACACGAAGUAGAAAUUGCCAGCGUGAUCUUGGGCUGGACGGAAUAGAUUUCUUAAAUUGAUUCUGAUUUCCUUUUACCUUAACUGUUACACCCAUUUCUAUGGUCACACCCUCGGUUAAUAUUGAUGACUUAAGGGAGGUUGAUAAAAUUUACCAUUACACUCUUCUUUAUAAGAGCCAGUUAAAUGAAGUUUAGGCUGGUUGUCUUAAUUUUUUCCAAAAUCUGAAGCUGACUGAAAUUGUUCUUAAUUUGUUAAUAAACGUAUAAGGUAUAAGCAGUGCGAUUGCUAGCUUUUCGCUCUAGGGAGUUGUCCAGGCCUCAUUUGCCAACAAAGUGCGUUAGAAAACCUUCAUUUGCCGCAAUGAUUGAAUAUUCACCGAAGAAGCAUCCCAAGUUGGCAAAAAACUCCUUGCUUUUGAGAUGAAACAUUGUUCAAGGUUAAAUUUUACAGUAGCUCAGCAUCAACUUGUUCUAAAUUUGUUCUAAACUUUCCACCAAUUUUGAAGCUCGUUUUCUUGUAAAAUUGUUCUUAUAAAAAGAGAGUGUAAAGAAAAUAUAAUUAUGUUUGAGAAUAAAAAUCACCAGCUGUUGUAUUUUAUAUGCAGCAGGGUAGUUUCCCCAUAACGAUUUUUCAUGGCACUGAAAGAAGCUUUGAUACCUUAAUCUUGUGAAAUGUUGGUGUGUAUAUUGAAAGUGUGUUGUACAAAAUGAGCGCAUGCGCUUUGAAUCCAGGAUAGAGGGUUGCCUCACUCCUUAAAAAACUUUCUCUUCCUCGUCUCCCCAAGGCUAUGCAAAGACAUCGGUGAUCUUGUGGACACACUGAGCAAGGUAAUAAUGUAGAAAUAAUGUACAAGCUAAUAAGAAUAAGAAUACCUAUUUUUUGCCGAGCCUCAAUAUUCUUAAAAAAUUCAGGUUUUGAGCCUAAGAUUAUUCUUAAAUUAUUUUUGCCCAACACAAAGUGUAAAUUCGCCUUAAGAUCAAAGAAAAAUAUUAAAUCUUUUAAGAUAUGUUGCUUCAUCAUAAAUUUCAACAAAAACAUACAGAACAACAAAUGUGAUAUCAAAAUGUAAAAUCUAAUGAUACAAAUACGGUCCUAUUCCAAAAGCAUGAUUUCGGAAGCAUUAAAAAGCGGCUGAGAGUAUUUUAAAACAUACAUAUAGGACCGUAUUUUAAAACAUAUUUGAACCUUAGAUUUGAACCUUAAUUUUUAUGAUUUAAACUUUUAUCGAGUUUGAAAGAAAACAGUUGGAGUGGCUGAAGAUUCUGCACGAUCAGAUGAAAUCGGUACCAAAAAUGUGUUAUUUCUGCGAUUAAAUCUAAAUUGCAAAUCUAAACAAAAAAAGUCUCUAGUGCCCCAAAAACUGCAGCGGCGAAAACAUUAACGAUAAACGUUGGUUGAGGAUUUUAGUUUUCAGUUUUGUAUGUUUUCAAACGUAAUUUCGGUUUGAAGUGGUUCCAUAUUGAAAAUAAACGUUAAACAUAAAAACGAGAUUGUACAGUGGUACUUGUCGGCACAAAAAGUAGUUAAGGGGUGAAUAGCGUUCCAAAACCUAAUUCAGUUCAAUUAGUCUGCUACAUAAUAAUUUUGAUAAGAGUUUAAGCAAUGGACAACGAACUACCAAAACUUAGGAGAACGGACUCAUCUACAAUUGAUCCGAGGUGGCCAUGGUCACAAGAUAAUUUGAUCAACGUCUUGGUACAGCAAAAGCUUAUCGAGAACAAAAAUGUUGCGCGAUGCAAGAAACGCGGUCGGCCACUUGGGGAGGACGGAAGUCGAGUUGACGGGCCUACACGAAAUACAAAAGAAGCUUUUCAGGAACCGAAUGAACCUCUAGAAAAGAAAGAAAAAACUUAGUUCGUUUAAGACCUCUUUUUAUUGUUCCAGUGUUUUUUAUGUUGCAUUUUGCUGCUUUUGAUCUAAUAGGAAUUAAGAUUCCUAGAAAAUUCAUUGAUUGUGCACUACUUCUCAAUUUAAGGCCCUCGGCAAGACUUACUGUAUUCUUUUUUUUGCAUAUUAGAGGUGAAAAGAGGGAAGCGCUACGAGUCCAAUCCUCAUGGUAGUCAACUUUUCUCAUGUCCAGAAAUGAGAACCAGCAGAAAUCUUCUUAACAUUCACUUCUGUUAAUUCUACAAUUUUAUCUCUUGGAAAAAAGGUUAUAUCAAAACAUUAAUUUUUCUUUUAGAGUAGUGAAUGUAGUGGCUCCUCAUAUAUGGAGCUAGAAGGAUUGAUGAGAUGCAUUGACCAGCUACAAUCCAACAACAUUACCUUUUGUACACUUGUAACAGAUCGCCACGUUCAAAUAAAGAAAUACAUGAGAACAAAACAUCCGGCAAAAAAUCACUUCUUUGAUGUCUUUCAUGUUGCAAAAAGUAUGUGUUAUUCUAUUAUUCUCUUAAAUCAGUUAUAGCUUUGAAAUAAUGAAUGCGCACUACAUUCUUUUAUAACUUAAAUGAAAAAGAUGGGAAAUGCCAAAAGAAAUUUCAAAUACAAAAAAUUAAAUUGCCAUGUCUUAGCAUAUAAUAUUUUCUUCUCUUGAAUCUUAAAGGUAUUGGGAAAAAAGUUGAAAAGAUAGGGAAAAAGAAGCACUGUGAGGAUAUUCUGUACUUGUUAAAGAGCAUCAAGAACCAUGUUUACUGGUGUGCAUCAUCUAGCAUGGAAGAUGGCCAGCUAGUUGAAGAAAAGUGGAUGUCACUGUUCAAUCAUUUGGUUGAUGUCCAUCAAGGGCACGGCCAGAAAUAAAAAUGCUGUCCACAUGGGCCGAUUGUAAGAGAAUGGUUGAAGGCUGGUAUGCACAUUUUUACUUUACUUCCGACUGCACCUUAACAGCCAGUAGAUUCACUCUACUUUCCACAUAGCUUUAUAGAGUUAUCAUUAGUAGGCCCUACAACCAUAUUCUUGUAAUGCAAGGCAAAGUAUCUUCUUCUGUUCUUCUUGGUUACUGCAAUAUCAAAAUUUAUUUUCAUUGUUCUGUUCUAGGAAGCAAGGGUUACAAAGAGCUAAAGGCUGUCAUUUGCAAAAAGCAACUUGUUAAUGAUAUAAAGAAGCUGUCACCACUGCAACAGACAAGUGCCUUGUAGUCAUUCCACAACGCUGUCAUACAAUUUCCACCAAAAAGCACACAUUUUUCAUAUUUGGCAAUGAAAGCAAGAUUAUUGUUGGCAGCCUUACAUUUCAAUGAGAAUGCCAAUAGAAAGCAAGCUAUGACAAAGCAGGGUAAGGAGAGAUGGAAGAUUUCCUAUCCCAAAUAUAAGAAAGGAGCUGUAGCCAAACCUGUGAAGACAAAGCCAACCUAUGGAUAUGUCACUGAACUACUGCACAUGAGUGUAAAGAGGCGCUUGGAACUCAGCAGUUAUUCAGAAUCUUUGACGGAAGCUGCACAACUUUAUGUAUCUACACCAGGGCAUUUGACAGAUAAUAUUGAGAAAGAGGAUAAGGAAGAAGUUGUGAAACAACAUAAAACCAGAUUCUUGAAAGUAUCUGACAAUAAAUCAGUUCUGGGAAUAUCUGAAAAAGAUGACAGCUAUGAAGGAAACCAACAGAUGAGACGCAAGAAGAGAACAGAAGAAAUUGCUAAACAGAAACAAGAAACAAAGAGACCAAGAAAAAAAUAG